AUGUACUCCAAGCUAUCCAUUUCUUUUGGCCUUUUGGCCACCGCGGCGCUGGCCCUUGCCGACUCGACCGUUUACCUGAUCCGCCACGGCGAAAAGCCCAGCGACGGCGCCACCGGCCUCAGCUCCGUGGGCUCGGAACGCGCCCAGUGCUUGAAAACAGUUUUUGGUCCGGAUUCCGACUACAACAUCGGAUACAUAAUCGCCGAGCAACCCAAAUCAGAUGGCAAGCGGGAUCGUCCCUAUGAGACGGUCCUCCCCCUCGCCGAGGAGCUGGGACUCACCAUCGAUACUUCUUGCACCAAGGCCGACGCCAAGUGUGUCAAGAAAUUGGUCAAGCACUACUCCGGCAGCGGCAACAUCUUGAUCUGCUGGGAGCACGGAGAGUUAACCAGCAUUGUCGAGGAGUUGGGCGACGAUAACGCGCCCACCUACCCAUCUGACCGGUUCGAUCUCAUCUGGACCGAUCCUUCGCCGUACACCGACAUUACCGACAUCACGAGCGAGGAUUGCCCGGGCCUGGACGACUGA
This is a messenger RNA of Aspergillus sclerotioniger CBS 115572, 528 nucleotides long. RefSeq names its product putative phosphoglycerate mutase family protein. The transcript has 3 exons. NCBI's taxonomy places the organism in Eukaryota, Fungi, Ascomycota, Eurotiomycetes, Eurotiales, Aspergillaceae. The record is from RefSeq and is a predicted model, not a curated record. Bases 1 to 528 code for a protein of 175 amino acids.